Molecule: messenger RNA, 732 nt
Organism: Terrapene triunguis (Three-toed box turtle)
Lineage: Eukaryota; Metazoa; Chordata; Testudines; Emydidae
Gene: KCTD14
Product: potassium channel tetramerization domain containing 14
Exons: 2
Coding region: 1-732 (243 amino acids)
Biological process (GO): protein homooligomerization
Molecular function (GO): protein binding
Source: RefSeq, a predicted model, not a curated record
AUGAGCAUUUCAUCAGAGCACCGAUCCCUUGGGAAACAAGUCACGAGCACUCUACAAACGCUGUCACCGAUCGUGGAGUUAAACAUUGGCGGGGAGGUGUACACAACAACGCUAAGCACCCUGAAGAAACACCCUGGCUCCAAGCUGGCAGACAUGUUUACUGGCCAGCCCAAGCUCAGGACUGACACAGAGGGGAGGUUCUUCAUUGACAGGCCAGGCACCUAUUUUAAGUACAUCUUGGAAUACCUCCGCAGUAACCAGGUGCCCACCCAGUGCAUCCAGGACGUGUAUAAAGAGGCAUUGUUCUAUGACAUCGAGCCUCUGGUCAAGCAGCUGGAGGAUUCCCCUCAGAUUUUUGGGGAGGUGGUGGCAAGGAAGCAGUUUCUGGCCCGCGUGCCCAACUACAGCGAGAACAUUGAGCUGAUGAUUCGCAUCGCCAGAGCGGAGGCGGUAGCAUCCCGCCAGUCCAGCGUUAUGGUGUGUGUGGUCAGGACCGAGGAGGAUGCAGCCAAGUGUCACAACGCCCUGAAUAGCUUGGACAUGGAUAAGAAAUCGGUGGUGAAGUUUGGCCCCUGGAAGGCGACUCCGAGCAUUUCUGACCUUUUGGAUUGCAUUAAAAUGGACAUUGAAGCCAAAGGAUACAAGAUUUCCUUCCAGCCCCACAUCACAGAGAAAGGCUUCCGGUUCAAAUCCUACGACUUCUUCUACAAAUUUCUGUUCACCUGGUGGUAG